Carassius auratus (goldfish) is the source of this 1470-nucleotide messenger RNA. RefSeq names its product lysozyme g. The transcript is spliced from 6 exons. Lineage: Eukaryota; Metazoa; Chordata; Actinopteri; Cypriniformes; Cyprinidae. Gene Ontology annotation, cellular component: extracellular region. Gene Ontology annotation, molecular function: lysozyme activity. The record is from RefSeq and is a predicted model, not a curated record. Gene Ontology annotation, biological process: peptidoglycan catabolic process; defense response to Gram-positive bacterium. The coding region runs from base 511 to 1068 and encodes 185 amino acids.
GUUGUUCAAUUGCUUCGACGCAAUUUAUUUAGUUUAAUGCACUAUAUAAAUAAAGGUGACUUGACUUGACUUGUGGUUCUCACUGACAGUGUCAGGGCGAGACAGAGGACCCAGAGGUGAAUGACCGGACUACAAACAGAGCCAUAGAAAACUAGAAUAAAGGCAGACUGCCGAGCACCGGCUCUUGAGGGUGAAUGCAGCUGCCAGAACAAAAAUGGUCCACAACGGGAGAACGGGUCCAGGGCUUGUCAGUGGGCUUACGGCGAGCAGGUGGCACAGAUCCACACCAACAAACUCAGCACCACAGAUGGCAAGUAACCAGACGAGCUCUGGCAGCAAGAGGACUGUACAGAGAACAGAGGAAAAACAUCUGAGAUAAACAGUUGAACCACUCCCUCUGUGAUCAUAUAUAAUCCGGCCCUGCUGAGUUCUGAUUUAUUGAAAACGUUCAUCAGACUCACCAGUGUUCAUCAGUGAUUUGCUCUUACACGGCAGUUCUACAUUAACAUCAUGGCAUACAUUUAUGGAGACAUCCUGAAAAUAGACACCACCGGUGCAUCAGAGGUGACAGCAAAACAGGACAAAUUAACCAUUAAGGGGGUUGAAGCCUCUAAAAAACUGGCUGAGCACGAUCUUGCCCGGAUGGAGAAAUACAAGAGUAUGAUCACUAAAGUUGGCAAAGCAAAGAAGAUAGAUCCGGCUGUGAUUGCUGCCAUCAUAUCCAGAGAGACCAGAGCUGGAGCCCUCCUGAAGAAUGGAUGGGAACCCAAAGGCUAUGGCUUUGGCCUCAUGCAGGUUGACCAACGUUACCACUCUCUAACUGGUACAUGGGACAGUGAGCAACAUGUCACACAAGCUACAGAGAUACUCAUUGGCUUCAUAAAAAAAAUUAAAGUAAAAUUUCCCGAUUGGACACAAGAGCAAUGCUUUAAAGGGGGAAUAGCGGCCUAUAACAAAGGUCCGGAGAGAGUCACUUCGUAUGAGAAUAUCGAUGCCAAAACCCCAGGACUAGACUACUCCAAUGAUGUUGUUGCCAGAGCCCAAUGGUUCAGAAGCAAGGGUUACUGAAGAACUGCAGUUACUGAGCUGUUAAACUCUUGUGAAAUAUAUACCGUGUAUUAGCUUCACUGAACUACUCCUCAUUGAUGAAGUUACUGUAUUUGUAUCGCUUAAACAUAAAUACCUUUUAAUAUGUAUUUUUCCAGUAUCUUUUGAUUCAGUUAAUAAUCCAAUUACUAAGAGCGAAAUUAGUUCACUUACAAAAUGUCUGUCUUGUCAUAAUCAUGAUAAAAUGUCCUUAUAUUCUACAUUGUUCCUGGGUUUUAGUCACAUGACCUGCACGGAAGACUGCAGAGAACUCAUGGUUUACACCAUAAUUAAAGCUGGAGAGAUGCAAGCUUUUGUUUACAAAUGUCCAAAGUAAGAUACGGUGUCAGUGGUGAAACUUUUAGAUGCUUCUUCUAAUGCAAU